Molecule: messenger RNA, 1552 nt
Organism: Onthophagus taurus
Lineage: Eukaryota; Metazoa; Arthropoda; Insecta; Coleoptera; Scarabaeidae
Product: ADP ribosylation factor 4-like
Molecular function (GO): GTPase activity; GTP binding
Source: RefSeq, a predicted model, not a curated record
UUUAGCUUCCUCUCAUAAAAUAAUAAAUACACCUUUACUUCAAUUUUCCGCAACUCUCACUAAAAUUCUUUAUUACUUUUUGUUAUAUCUGACUCACGCCAUAAAGUUCUUUUAUAUCGCCAUUUAAAAAGAUUUCAAUAUAGCACGAAUAUAUAAAUCUUCAUUUAAUCUUUUUUUAGUAUUAAAGUAAAUAGUAAAACAUGUACAUCCCGUUAGAAGUCACUUUCUUGCAAGAUUUAUGACAAUUGUUCAUCACUUUACAGACAAAUACGGUUAUAUCAAACCGCAAACAACGCCGCCAAUCGCCAAUUUCAAAGUUCGUUAAACCAAGAUUUAUGUUAUAUACUUGGGUUUUAUCUUCUAACUUGCCAAAUAGGAAAAAUGAGUGGAUGAGUGUGUGUUUAGCCUUCUAAAGAGAAACUAACAGAAAUCGGCAGUAAACUCAAACAAAUUGGUUAUUCGAAUUUUUAUUCAAUUAUAAAUUAAUUAAUUUUCAAAUAUUAACUGUCAUAACAAAAAUGUCAACAAAUCUUAAUCGAAAAUAUGGGCCAUUAUUUCUCUAUUUUAUAUCGUCGUUUCGGGAAAAAAAGAGUAAAUAUGCGAAUAUUAAUGGUGGGUUUAGAUUGUGCCGGAAAAACGACGAUUCUUUAUAGAAUGCGUUUAGGAAAGGUCGUAACGUCAGUGCCCACAAUCGGAUUCAAUAUAGAAACGGUGGAAUUUAAGAAUAUCUGCUUCAUCGUGUGGGACGUGGGUGGACAAGAGAAAAUCCGUAGAUUGUGGAGGCACUAUUACGAAAACACGCAAGGUGUAAUUUUCGUCGUCGACGGCGCCGAUAGGAAUAGAAUAAAAGAGGCUGAAAAGGAGCUUCAAAAUAUGAUACAAGAAACUGAAUUGCGUGAUGCUGCCGUUUUAGUUUUCGCAAACAAACAAGAUUUACCCAACGCGAUAAAACCAGUUGAUUUAGCGAAUGAUUUAAAAUUGUAUACUUUACAUAAUAGAAGAUGGCACGUUCAAGCUUCUUCGGCUUUAGAAGGAAGCGGGUUACUUGAAGGUUUAAGUUGGCUUUCAAGACAAAUUCGUUCAAAAAAAAAUUAAUUAAUAAUUUCUGUUUUACGAUUUAUUAAAUAAGAAAUUUUAAAUAAAUUGAUUCCCAAUUAAACGAAACUAUCUUAGGAAAUUACUUCGAUAACGAAUUUCUACCGAUUGAUAGUAGAAACGCUUUAAAUGGAAGUGCAAUCAAGUUUCCUGUAAAGUUUAUUACUUUUCGAGGAGAUUGAAUUAAUCUUUAUGUGCGUAUAUUUAAGUGAAAUUGAUUUAGGCAGAAGUUAUAAACUAAAAAGUGGCAACAUUUAUAACUAUAUGGGAAUUAUUACUGGUAAAAUCUUUCAAUGUUGGGGAAUGUUAUCUGCUUUUUACGUGCCAAUUAAGUAAAAGUCGCUUCGUAACUUUGUUGUGAACGGGUUUAUAGCGGAAUGUAUCUUACAUGUAUAAAUUUAAUAAUCUGACAGGAAGUAAAUUAAAAAGUUUAUGUUAAGUAAUUUAAAGAAUACAA